Messenger RNA from Notothenia coriiceps (black rockcod), 1021 nucleotides. Its product is annotated as transmembrane protease serine 2-like. Lineage: Eukaryota; Metazoa; Chordata; Actinopteri; Perciformes; Nototheniidae. The transcript is spliced from 6 exons. The coding region runs from base 61 to 576 and encodes 171 amino acids. Gene Ontology annotation, molecular function: serine-type endopeptidase activity. The record is from RefSeq and is a predicted model, not a curated record. Gene Ontology annotation, biological process: proteolysis.
CAAAGGUACUCCUAUCCUGGGAAGUGGUUGGUAUACUCUGGUGAUGUCAGCCUCUUGCAGAUGCACUUUGGCUCUGGCAAAACAGUUGACAAAAUUAUAAGCCAUGAGAAAUUCAACACAAAAACGAAUGACAAUGACAUUGCUCUACUAAAGCUUGUCAGACCCCUGUCAUUUACAAGAACGGUGAAGCCAGUGUGUCUCCCCAACGUUGGCGUGGACCUCUCCGAACUUCCAGCCUGGAUCACAGGUUGGGGAGCCUUGAGGUCAUCUGGGCACACCCCUGACAGACUGAACCAGGCCCAGGUCGCCAUCUACAGCAGAGAGAACUGUAACAGGCCCCAGGUGUUGGAGGGACAAAUCACUCGGACCAUGAUCUGUGCCGGAAAACUGCAGGGAGGAGUGGACACAUGUCAGGGGGACAGUGGGGGGCCCCUGGUGGUCAAGGAAGCCAAUGUAUGGUGGCUGGUGGGGGACACUAGCUGGGGGAUUGGAUGUGCUUUGAGGAACAAACCGGGAGUCUACGGAAACGUUUCCUACUUCAUCAACUGGGUAUAUGAGCAAAUGCAGAAUGAGUGACUGAUUUCUCUGAAGAGGAGCUUCUGUCAAUAAUCAACGUUACUUACUUCAUCACACACUUUGCACUUUAAAUCUCAGAGGAUUUAUUGAUCAGGAAGAAUUUUGCACAAAAAAAAGGAGGAUUGUACAAAUUAACAGAACUAUAGUUUCAUUCUUUUAUAAAUGUGAUAAAAGUACAAAUUGAAUGCUUGCAUUUGAACAAAAAUCCAGUUAUUUACAUGUUGUAAUAAAACACAUUUUGCAUAAAGAGCUGAGUUUAAUCUGUGAGAAAUGCCCUGUAGAGACAACUCAGAGACUUUCUAAGAAAAAUAACUAUUUACAGUCGGAUGUUAUUAUCCUCUUGUGUGUGUCAUAUUUCCAGUUUAAUGACAUGGCUGCGCCUUCCUAGGCAGUUAUCAGCAAUCAGAAAUGGGACUUUGCCAGAACAAUAUUUGUAGGGAAGUCG